This is a messenger RNA of Vollenhovia emeryi, 3370 nucleotides long. Its product is annotated as arginine/serine-rich protein PNISR. The transcript is spliced from 12 exons. The record is from RefSeq and is a predicted model, not a curated record. The coding region runs from base 661 to 3171 and encodes 836 amino acids. Gene Ontology annotation, molecular function: RNA binding. Lineage: Eukaryota; Metazoa; Arthropoda; Insecta; Hymenoptera; Formicidae. Gene Ontology annotation, cellular component: nuclear speck; presynaptic active zone.
CCGAGAAUCAUUGUAGCGGAGGCUUAAAGGACGGCGCGCGCGUUCGAGUCACUUUGGCGACACUGGCUGGGCCGACUCCGAAGAAGUCCGAUCGACUCGCGAGUCGCGAUACGCACCGUCGGCUGACGACUCGCGACACCGAGGGAUGCCCGCUCCCUCUCCGGUACCGUGUCCUCGGCUGCGUCGCGGAAUGUCGCCUGGUACCCGGGAUCGCGUUCCGUAAAGUCGGCCGAGAUCCCGGGGCCUCGUCGUCGUAUCGGACGGUACAUGUCGCUCGCGGCGGCCAGGCGCAUCCGUACGGCGACAGCGUUCGUGAAUUUUCCAGGCACACGGUAUAGCGGCGCACCGGCCGCGCUCUCGCGCUGCAGAGGCGCACAUUCCGAGUUUUCAGAAAAUUCGCACGGGUUCGGGGAGCAUCGGCGAGGCGACAGAGGGAGAGAGAAAGAGAGAGAGAGAGAGAAAGAGAAAAAGUCAAGACGAGCGAGCGACUGAAGGAGAGAAAACGAGUAAGCGAAGAACGUCAUCCUCCCCCGUUCGCGCGGCACUUCCGCUCCCUGAAGGUCCCGAGGGCCCGGGUCGGACCAUGGCUCCCGUCGCGAUAGGUUAACGCACGACUAGCUUGCGACCCCUCCCCCGCACCACAACCGCGCGCCUCUGCAGAUGAAGAUGAGCGGGGAGAUGUUCGAGGGGAAGGACUAUCCGACUCAGUGGGCGCUCAAUCCCUCGGCUUAUCAGAACAUGAGCAACGAUCAAGUGGAUUGGGCGGCUCUGGCGCAGCAGUGGAUCAAGAUGAAGGAGACCGUCGUGCCGCCAGCUCCGCCGCCGCCCAACAUCAACCCCGUGUGCCCGGCGAGCGACGGCAGCGGUGAGGCGCCAAUGGACAUGGACACCAAGGACGACGACGUGCCACCCGCGCCACCCGCGCCUACCAUCAGCGGAUCCGAGGCCUGGACUCAGUGGAGCCAGUGGGGCCACUGGAACGCCUCAACGUCCGGCACCGGGAACUGGGAGUGGAGCGGCGUGCCACCCCCGGGGGUCACCAUGGACCCCGACGGCAAACCGAUGGGACUCCCGACCGUGCCGGUUAUACCGCCCGCGCCGACGAUAUCGACCACCACCGACUUCAACACACCUCCCCCCGCGCCGUCGCUAUACUCGUACAACUCGGUGCCGUCCGGGCAGUCCUACAAUCAGGUUACCAACUAUUGGUCCGGCGAGCCGCCUAAUGCAGUAUCGCCGCAGCCGCUUCCGUUCAUGAAGGGCAUGAGGCACGGGAGCAGAGGACCUCACAUGAGGGUGAUGGAUCCGGUGCGAUGUCGAGAUGAUAGGGAAAAGACACCAGAGGAGGACACCACUACGACUAUAGACGCCGCGAAACGAAGACAGUUGCCGGCGUGGAUCCGCGAAGGGCUGGAGAAGAUGGAGAAGGAGAAGCAGAAGGCGAUGGAGAGGGAGAGGCUGGAGAUACUGAGGAAGCAGGAGUUGGAGGCUCGCAAGCUGGCGGAGGACGAGGCGCGCGCGGUGCUCAAUCCUAGCAAGAGCAAAUUUGAUUCGGACUCGGAGAAGGAGACCGAGCAGGAUUUCGACGCGGGCGGCGCGCGCGGGCAGCAGUCCGCGGAGAAGAGCUACGAUCGCACCCCGGACAUCGUCGUCCGGCCGCGAAAGUCGCGAUUCAGGGACGCCGACUCGCCCGAGUCUCACACAGGCCCCGACGAGAGUCCGACCGGGGCGGCUAGCGCGGUCCCAGCGGUGCAGAAGCGCUCCCGGGAGGAAAUUUUGCAGGAUGUGAUGUUGAAAGUGAGGAGGUCGUUGACGGAAAUACUUCUGGAAGUGACGAACGAAGAAGUUGGCGCGGUAUGCAGGGAGGUUUGGAGCCGCGCACGUGCCAAAGUCCCUGCAGGAGAGACCCCCGUCGCAUCCCUCAACAUGGCCCCUCAGAUCACUCACAAGUCACUCGGUCUGAGCAUCUAUAACGACAGUAACAGCGAGUCUGAGGAGGAGCCGAGCGAGCACGCGCAGACACAGAACGACGACAGCGAUGAGGAGUUGAAAGAGACGCUGAGACGGCGGCAGCAGGCGUUCCGCAAGACAGAGGAGGAAAUCGAGGCGCAGCUCGCCGAGGAGGAGGAGAGAGAGGAGCAGCGGAGCGGCGAGGAGCAGUACAGUAAUAAGCAACAGGAAAAUCAUACCGGUAAUACUAGCUGCCGGGAGACAGUUGAUGAAAAAGAAACGGUAGAUAAUCAAAGAGAAGCGUCGGAAACUUUGUCGAGUGGCGGUCAGAGUCCAGCGGCGGCGCCGCAGAACGCGUCGGUGCCCGACGGGGGCCAACAGGCGAAGGCGGGCAGCACUGCGUCGGGGUCCGCCGACUCCGAGUCGAGCAGCAGUGAGUCCACGAGCAGCUUGUCCGGGACGAGCCGUGAAUCCGCAUCCAAGAGGCGCGAGAAAACGCGCGCGGGCAAGCGGCAGUCGCAGCAACGCGAGCAACAGCAGCAGCAACAACAGCAACAGCAGCAGCAGCGCGAGCAGCGUUACAGCCGGCGACGAAAGUCCAAGAGCGAAUCCAGGAGCAAGUCGCGGAGCGGUAGACGAUCCAGCAGGUCGUCCGAGCGUGGCGGCGGCCACCACAAGCGACGCUCGCGCUCAAGGUCGGCCAAGUCGCGCAAGGAUUAUCGCUCGCGGUCCUCGCGCUCCUCCAGCGACCACAGAUCGAGCAGGAAGCGGCGCUCGCGGUCGCGUGACCGGAAGCGCGCGAGGUCGCGUUCGCGCAGCUACCGACGCUCCAGGUCGACGUCCGCCGAUAGAAAGUGGUCCUCGCGCUCCCGCAGAUGGAAAUCUCGCUCGCAUUCCAGAGAGAGGCGGCGGGGCAGCCGGUCGCGCAGCAAGUCGUCGCGGACCGCCAAGCGCGAGAGGUCGCGCACGAGGUCGCGCAGUCGCUCGAGGGACCGCAGACGCUCGAGAUCCUACGUUUCCGCGAGGAGCCAGCGGCGGGGGACCAGUCGGUCCAGGUCGCGGGACCGAAGCAGAAAGUCACGAUCCAAGUCGAGCCAUCGCGAUGCAUCUUCCACUGGCUUCCGCUCGGCUUCGACGUUUCACUAUUCAGUUCGUCAACAUACACAGCAUUGGUACAGUUACAGUUUUCGAAUACGCAUCACGUUUAAUCUUUUCUCCUAAAUAGUGUAUAAAAAACUUAACACUACAUGAUAAUAAAUAGUAAUACUUAUAGCUAUGUGUUAUAGACAAACAUUACUUGCUACAAUGUACAAAAGUCUUCUUUUUCUUUUCUAAAGAAACAAAGAACACAAGAUACACGUAAUCAAAAUUUAUACGAUUACGAGAGUGACGAACGUGAAAUAAAGUUGAUGCGAAAUUA